AUGGGUGUGACAUUGGAUGAUACGUUGGCCAAUAUGAGAGACAGUGUAUAUACUUUUCGUGCACAUAAAGGAAUAUAUCACAUAAUUGACCAAUUAGUUCCCAGAGAUGGAACACCUAGGUACUUACAGCUAUAUUUUUUUGAUCCUGACACUGAGUUAGAUCUUAGACUCCAAUGGCCAAAUCUUGAUCGAAAUAUUACACAAACGUUGGCACGUGUUCUUUCCAGCAACCCUUAUGUCGAGACAUUUCGAAGUCUUGCGGAGCUAGGUCCUCUAGACAACUAUAAAGUCACUCUGAACGCUUCAGUUGAACUUGACCAGAGGGUGUACAACCGACCAACCACAUCUGAGCCGUACUAUGGAUGUUACGAUCCAUUAUCGUAUCCUUUAUUCUUCCCUAAUGGUGAGGCGGGUUGGCAUCCUAACAUACCACGUAAUGGAGUAUCAAUCAAUAACAUUCAUAAUGAUUACGAUGACAUCGACGAAGACGCUGAAGUGGCUAACCCACGAGGGGGUAGGACAACCGUAGCUAUGCGAGAAUACUACUGUUACAAGUUUCAAAUUCGCAGUACGGAGAACGUGCUUUUGCUUGGCGGUAGAUUGCUACAGCAAUUUGUUGUAGAUGUCUAUAUAAAGCUUGAGACAUCACGUUUACAAUUUUGUGAACGAAACCAAAUUAAGAUACGAGCUGAAUUAUAUCAAGGUCUUGUGGAUUGCGUCCAUGCAGGUGAGGUGCGUCCUAGCAGAGUCGGUCAACGUAUUGUAUUGCCUGCGUCAUUCAUUGGAGGGCCUCGCGACAUGCGUCGACGGUUUCUAGAUGCUAUGACUUUAGUGCAAGAUGAUGGCAAACCUGAUUUAUUCCUUACGAUGACGUGUAAUCCUCAAUGGCCUGAGAUAUGUGAUAAUUUGAAACCUAGUCAAACCGCACAAGAUCGUCCAGAUCUUGUUUCACGAAUAUUUCGUGCUAAAUUAGAGGAUCUUAAAGAGCAGCUCUUCAAGAAACAUUUACUUGGAGAGGUUCUGGCAUACGUUUAUGUCAUUGAGUUUCAAAAGCGUGGUUUGCCGCAUGCACAUUUCCUCCUUAUCAUGCACCCGCCAUACAAGAUUAAUAAUCCAGACCAUUAUGAUAAGGUUGUUUGUGCUGAAAUUCCUGACAAAGAACGACAUCCACAACUACAUGAGGUUGUUGUCAAGAACAUGAUUCAUGGUCCAUGCGGAAAUUUACGAACAGAGAGUCCUUGUAUGCAGGGUGAUCCAAAGGUGUGUCGCUUUCAUUAUCCUAGACAGUUUAAUGAGCAGACAACACAAGGAGAAGAUGCAUAUCCAUUAUACCGAAGGAGAGACACUGGAAUAACGGUGGACGUACGAGGACAAACUCUUGAUAACAGAUGGGUUGUCCCUUAUAACCCAAGGCUUUUAAUGAUGUAUAAUUGCCACAUGAAUGUCGAGGUUUGCUCGAGUAUAAAAUCUGUUAAAUAUCUGUUCAAAUAUGUAUACAAAGGACAUGACAAACAGGUUAUUCAUGUUGAUCCAGACGCACCUGAUGUUAUUAUUAAUGAGAUAAAGAGAUUUCAGGAUGCACGCUACGUAUCCCCCCCGGAGGCUAUGUGGCGUAUUUUUUCUUUCCCUCUUUCUAAUAUCUAUCCUGCUGUUUUAGCCUUACAACUUCAUCUCCCGAAUAAGCAGAUGGUUAGAUUUAGAGAAGAUGAUUCUAUGUUGGCAAUUGUUGAUAGGGAAAGAGAUAAAAGAACCAUGCUGAUUGCAUUUUUUGAGUAUAACCAUGGGAAUGAACCGGCAAGGCAAUAUUUGUAUAAGGAUUUCCCGAAACACUUCACAUGGAACGCAUCCUCGCGUCGUUGGUGUCCUCGUGCUACUAGGCCACAAAGAGGUCGUAUUGUUAAUGCCAAUCCAGCCGAAGGGGAAAGGUACUACUUACGCCUACUCUUGUGUAAUGUCAGAGGACCUACUUCUUUUGAAGAUCUUUGCACGGUUAAUGGUAUUAAAUACACGUCAUUCAGAAGAGCAGCUCUUGAGGUAGGCUUGAUAGAGAAUGAUAAUAGUCUAUCGCAAUGUCUCACAGAAGCGUCUCUAUUUCAGUUUCCCAAUGCUCUUAGAAGGUUAUUCGCAACAAUAAUGAUUUUCUGCGAACCUGGUGAUAUUCGUAAGCUGUGGAAUGAUCACUUUGAUGCACUAUCUGAAGAUCACAGGUUACAAUGUGAAAGUUUGGAACGCGUUCAAAAUAUGGUUCUUACUGACAUCAGUGUCAUCCUACAAUCUAUGGGUAAAAAUAUUGAUGAUUUCGAUCUUCCGAAAAUAACAGAACACAACUUACAACAUCCAGUUCAGCGUGAGGUGCAAGAGGAGUAUGGGAUAGUUGUGGAACCUGAACACUUAUCUGCCAUAGAUGAACUUAAUUCAGACCAAAGAAGAGUGUUUGAUGAGAUCAUGGCACAUGUGGAUAAUAAUCGUCCAGGUGUGUUCUUUAUAGAUGGUCCGGGUGGAACGGGAAAAACAUUUCUGUACAAAGCUUUGCUUGCUCAAGUACGUUCACGUGGUCUUAUUGCUCUUGCGACAACUUCAUCAGGUGCCGCCGCUAAUAAUAUGCCAGGUGGGAGAACGGCUCAUUCGAGAUUCAAGAUUCCCAUUUGUGUCGAUAACAAUUCGAUGUGCAACAUAAAAAAACAAAGUGGGGUAGCUGAACUAAUUAGGUCCUCAAGGUUAAUCAUAUGGGAUGAGGCAUCAAUGGCAAAACGUCAGGCGAUAGAGGCAGUCGAUCGAACAUUGAAAGACAUUAUAGGUGUUAAUCUCCCAUUUGGUGGAAAGAUAAUGGUUAUGGGGGGAGAUUUUAGACAAGUGUUGCCGGUUGUUAAACGCGGAACUAGAGCACAGAUUGUAGACUCCAGCCUGCGGAUGUCACCUCUUUGGCAUUUGACUAAAAAGAUGCGGUUGACGAUAAACAUGAGAGCGCUAAAUGAUCCGUGGUAUUCUGAUUUUCUUUUAAGAGUCGGUGAUGGGUCUGAAGAAUCGAUCGAAGGAAGCUAUAUUCGCAUACCAGACGACAUGACAAUUCCUUUCAGUAAUCCAGAAAACUCUAUAAAAGAAUUGAUCAAUGCAGUCUUUCCGUCAAUUCAAAGGGAUGAAAAGGUUUACUAUAGUUUCGAUGAAGUCGAAGACGAUCCCCACAACUUCUAUCCGGUCGAGUUCUUAAACUCACUAACUGUUAGUGGUUUGCCGCCUCAUAAGCUUCGUUUAAAAAUCGGUUGCCCUAUAAUAUUGUUGCGGAAUAUCGAUCCAUCACAUGGUUUAUGUAAUGGUACAAGAUUGAUAUGUAAAGGCUUCCAGCGUAAUAUUAUUGAUGCAGAGAUAGCUGUCGGGCAACAUGCCGGAAAAAGAGUAUUUUUGCCAAGAAUCCCUUUGUGUCUUUCUGAAGACGACAUGUUCCCGUUCAAGCUAAAAAGAAAACAAUUCCCCAUUCGACUUAGCUUUUCCAUGACAAUCAACAAAGCUCAAGGUCAAACAAUUCCGCAUGUUGGUGUUUAUCUUCCGGAUUCAGUAUUUUCGCAUGGACAACUUUAUGUCGCUUUAUCAAGAGGGAUAUCACGUGCUAAUACAAAGGUAUUAGUACAUCCUGCCAAAGACUUCAGACGAGAAGGGUAUACACCUCAAAUGUUGUCUAUCGAGAGGUGUUACAUGACGAAUGAAAUACUUGUGAGUGAGAAUAUUGAUUAA
Helianthus annuus (common sunflower) is the source of this 3729-nucleotide messenger RNA. RefSeq lists its product as uncharacterized. The record is from RefSeq and is a predicted model, not a curated record. Gene Ontology annotation, molecular function: DNA helicase activity; ATP hydrolysis activity. The transcript is spliced from 5 exons. NCBI's taxonomy places the organism in Eukaryota, Viridiplantae, Streptophyta, Magnoliopsida, Asterales, Asteraceae. Bases 1 to 3729 code for a protein of 1242 amino acids. Gene Ontology annotation, biological process: telomere maintenance; DNA repair.